AGGAGAGCGCUGGGACAAAACACUCCGCGAGGGCGAUUCGAAGAUCCAUUGUCUCCGCGCGCUCGUUCGCUAUUGUUUUUUUUUUCAGUAUCGCCACAGUCGUUGUCCGUCAUCGUCAUCGUCGUCGAUCAGCCGGACGACCGCGCCGGUGCGCCGUGCGCUGCGCGUUCCUCGUGAGUGUUGCUGCUGCUGCUGCUGCCGCUACGUUGAGAGAAUCGCGGCAACGACGGUGCAUAUAGUCUCGUUAUAGGUCGUGCGAGCUCCCCUACGUGACUAAUCCCGCGUGAUUCGGAGGAGACGAUAAAGGAGCCCGCCGUCAGGGUCAGUUAUUGCCGCGUGCUACUCCGCCUACGAUCCGCCCGGCGGUCACGGCACCGUUAAUCCCGCGCCGAGGAAAAUCGUCGAGGGAUCACUCGCAUCUGAAGCGGCGGGCCGGUCCUUCUCCGCCCCCUACCUCCCUCCACCGACGACCCGGCGAAGCUGAGCUUGUCGCGCGACGACAGCAAACACGGCGCGGACACAUCGGGCACGAGGUACAUACAUCGCGCAACGCUUUCGGAACAUCCUCUCGCGCGAUCAAAAUUCGCUGCCGAAUUAGAAAAGGGAGAGGGUUAGGAGGAGAGAGAGAUCAAAAGUGGCAUCCUAAAAGAGGGACGGAUAUCCAUAGAGGAAGGAGGAGGAGAGAGAGAGAGAACUCAUAGACGACGCGAACGUGUGCCGGGAACAUACGUCGUCCCGAGUUCCCGACGCUUGGGUUGAGCCGGAAUCUCGUCUUUCCUGCGAGCAAUCAUGUCGUCAGGAGCAGGAUCCAGUGGAACUGGACGAGGACGUGGUUCCUCCUUGGCAGACAAUAAACCAGAAAGUAAAGAAGCUAAGCCAAAUCCAAAGAUGUCAAAAGCUUUAGGAACUUCCGCUAAAAGGAUACAAAAAGAAUUGGCAGAAAUCACAUUAGAUCCACCUCCCAAUUGCAGUGCAGGACCAAAAGGUGAUAACUUAUACGAGUGGGUUUCUACCAUAUUAGGUCCCCCAGGUUCAGUUUAUGAGGGUGGUGUAUUUUUUCUUGAUAUACAUUUCUCACCAGAAUACCCCUUUAAACCUCCUAAGGUAGGUUGCUAGUUUUAU
Formica exsecta is the source of this 1122-nucleotide messenger RNA. It is a transcript of the gene Ubc2, whose product is annotated as ubiquitin-conjugating enzyme E2-24 kDa-like. The record is from RefSeq and is a predicted model, not a curated record. The coding region runs from base 790 to 1116 and encodes 108 amino acids. NCBI's taxonomy places the organism in Eukaryota, Metazoa, Arthropoda, Insecta, Hymenoptera, Formicidae. The transcript has 4 exons.